CUGCUGAGUCUUCUAUCAUGGCAUCCAUCCGCUGUGUUGCUGGUGUCCUCCUUUUGGAUGAGGAGGGGAAGCGCCUCGCCGCUAAGUACUAUGAUGAGGGUAAGUUCACCGACCUAGCGAGUGAGAAGAAAUUCGAGAAAGACCUCAUGUCCAAGACGGCUAGACUUAAUAACAGGAAUGAUGUCGAAGUAGCAUUGGUUGACGAAUACGUGGUCCUGGUGCGGCAAUCGAAUGACGUUAUGCUUGCGGUGCUUGCACGGGAGAGCGAGAAUGAUAUCAUGAUGUUGGACUUCAUCACUAGCCUGUAUCAAGUCUUGUGCAACAUAACACAUAAUAACGUGUGCCGUAAGAAAGUGAUCGAGAAACUGGACUUGGUUUUCCUCAUGAUAGAUGAGGCGGUGGAGAAAGGGGUUAUACUGGAGACCGAUUCUGGCGUGAUUACAUCCAGGAUCAAGAUGCAGAGUGAGGAAUCGUCGACUACUGCGAGUGAUGACCAUCGUUCGGCCACGACUUCAAGGAGCUUGCGAGGUUACUCUGGAGUGACCCAGGAGGCGUCAUUCAAGUCGGCUCUGUCGAGUGUUCGGGACCAAAUUGGCAAUUUCUUGAGUCGAUGAGUACUGACCAUUCCCAGUUACCAUUGAAAGGAGGCGAUCUAACAGUAGUUUCGU
This is a messenger RNA of Perkinsus marinus ATCC 50983, 668 nucleotides long. Its product is annotated as zeta-coat protein, putative. Gene Ontology annotation, cellular component: COPI vesicle coat. Bases 18 to 614 code for a protein of 198 amino acids. Gene Ontology annotation, biological process: intracellular protein transport; intra-Golgi vesicle-mediated transport; retrograde vesicle-mediated transport, Golgi to endoplasmic reticulum. Lineage: Eukaryota; Perkinsozoa; Perkinsida; Perkinsidae. The transcript has 7 exons. The record is from RefSeq and is a predicted model, not a curated record.